Styela clava is the source of this 1860-nucleotide messenger RNA. The record is from RefSeq and is a predicted model, not a curated record. Lineage: Eukaryota; Metazoa; Chordata; Ascidiacea; Stolidobranchia; Styelidae.
AUGGCUGAAUUAAAAAAAUCUGCAAAAAUUACUCACUCAUUGAAUGUACUUACAUCAUUUAAUGAACUAAAACAAUCUGACUGCAUUUGUAACUUCACAAUCAAAGUUGGUGACAAAUCUUUCAAAGUCCAUCGAGACCUGCUUGGCGCAGUAUCAAAGUACUUCAAAGGCAUGUUUUCAAGUAACAUGGUUGAGGCUCGGAAUGGUUUUGCCAUUAUGAAAGACAUCUGUGCUGAUGCUGUAGGGCAGUGUGUAGAUUUCAUGUAUACUGGUGAAGCAAAUCCAUCCAUGGAAUCUGUUGAAAAUACUUUGUAUGCUUCCCACUUAAUGCAGCUUGAUGUAUUAUCAAGUAUAUGCUUUAAUUUCAUGGAAAAUAAUCUGUCAGUGCAGCAUUGCCUUCUAGUGGUCAGGUUGGCAAGACUUUAUGAUCACAAAGAGCUUGAAACCACUGCUGAGCGAUUCAUUGUGGAUAAUUUUGAGUCUCUAAUUUUGGGUGAAAAUUUUCUACAUUUCAGCAAAGAAAAACUUGUAUUUUAUCUGCAAAAGUUGGGUAAAAAGCAUGAAGUAGUUUGGCAUGCUGUGAGAAGAUGGAUUUCAAACAAAGGUGAAAAAAUUGGAUCAGAAUUAAUGGAGACUUUGCAUUUUGGAGAGUUUCCUUAUAAAUUUUUUCUCACUGAUAUGCUAAAUGAUUCUUUGGUAGAAAGAUCUCCAGAUGCGAAAAGUUAUGUCAUCAAAAUGUUACUUUCAAAUAUCGAAGGGUUGAAAGCGAAUUUAUCUCUCGACACUUUAUUCAUUUUGAAGAAGAUUAAUCGGAUCGAAAACAAAGUUUGCUCUGAGAAUGAAACAAAAUAUUCUUCAGAGAAAAUCAAAUGGAAAGCUGCACUGAAAUGGGCCAAACAAAGUCGCCGUCAUCAGAAAAUUUUUCCAGACUUGUUCGAGUUGAUAAAACUUGAGGAUUUUUCUGAUGAUUUUGUACAAGAGACAGUCAGAAAUGAACCUUUGGUUAAAAGGUCACAUAAGUGUAAAGAUUUACUGCUUGAUGCUGUCUAUGCCAGAGCCCCUAUGGCUAAACUUGUCCCACUUAUUGCUGUCUCAACGAUGACUGGUAUAAAGGCUCUGAAUCUCCAAACAAAUCAAUGGUCUAGUUUGCAGUCAGAUUAUGAUGUUGGCUUUCAUCUUAUCAAUGCUGAAGGACGAUUGUAUGCUUCAGAUGGGAAUGAAUUGUCUUUGCUACAAGAUGGUCGAUGGAUUAAGAAGACCAAGAUUGAAAGGAAUAGUGCAAUGUAUGAUAAGAUGGUUUAUCUCAAGGGUGGGAUUUAUAUUAUCAACUAUGAUCAGCAUACAGUGCGAUAUGACAUUGCCAAAGACAGAUGGGAUAAGAAUUUGCCUUCAUGUGGUCAUGGUGUUGAUUUUUGUGCUGCUGCCUCUGAUGAGUUUAUAUAUGCGAUGGGAGGUUGGUUCACACUAAAAGAAGCAAAAGUAUACGAUCCUGGAACAAAGAAAUGGUCUUCUCUGCCACAGAUGAUUUAUGAAGCUUAUGGUGGUGCAGCAGUUGUUUUUCAAAGUAUGGUUUAUGUACUGGGAGGUUUUGAUGGUACAGGCGAUGUUCGCAACUUUGUUCAAUGUUAUAACCCUGUUGUUCGCUCAUGGACAGAAAUUGCAAAAAUGAAGAUGAAUAGAAGUUGGUUCAAAGCAUGUGUUUCUGAUAAUAAAAUGUAUGCAGUCGGUGGUGCUAUAGGUAAAGGCCUGACUAAGGAUACUAUUGAAGUAUUCAAUGGAGGAACUGGUGAAUGGAAAAUAGUCUGUGAAAUGGAUUUUCCUGAGGUUUAUUGGGUUCGUAGCUGUAAUUACGCUCGAUAG